AUGCUGGUCUAUGUCGAUGAUAUUGUCAUUGCCAGCUCGUGCCCUCAUGCUGCGGAUCGUCUCCUUCAGCAACUUCAGGCUACGUUCCCGAUCAAGGAUCUUGGCCCUCUUCGGUAUUUCCUCGGGAUUGAAGCGACAUCCACUUCAGGGGGAAUGCAUCUGUGUCAACAGAAGUAUGCCAUGGACUUGCUUCACCGUGCGCACAUGGAAAACUGUCGUCCCGUCUCCACUCCUAUGUCAGUACAAGAUCCGCUUGCACGGGAUGUUGGCACUGCACUCCAGGGCGAUGAUGUUUUCCGCUAUCGGAGUAUGGUUGGAGGACUUCAGUAUCUAACCAUGACACGGCCUGACAUCUCAUUUGCGGUGAACAAGGUAUGUCAAUACUUGGCUGCCCCGACCGACUCACAUUGGGAUGCCGUCAAGCGAAUAUUGCGCAACGUCAAGGGCACUGCAGCAACUGGAAUCAAUGUUCGUCGCUCCGGUUCUACUCUUCUCAGUGUGUUCACCGACGCAGAUUGGGCGGGCUGCGCGGAUGAUCGACGCUCCACCGGCGGUCAUGUUGUGUUCUUUGGUCCCAGCUUAAUCUCCUGGAGUGCUCGGAAACAGCCUACUGUCUCGCGAUCUAGUACAGAGGCAGAAUACAAGGCACUCGCAAAUGGAGCUGCCGAAGUGACUUAG
Brachypodium distachyon (stiff brome) is the source of this 678-nucleotide messenger RNA. RefSeq lists its product as uncharacterized. The record is from RefSeq and is a predicted model, not a curated record. The coding region runs from base 1 to 678 and encodes 225 amino acids. NCBI's taxonomy places the organism in Eukaryota, Viridiplantae, Streptophyta, Magnoliopsida, Poales, Poaceae. The transcript has a single exon.